Sphenostylis stenocarpa is the source of this 213-nucleotide messenger RNA. The record is from the annotation of a GenBank genome assembly. Lineage: Eukaryota; Viridiplantae; Streptophyta; Magnoliopsida; Fabales; Fabaceae.
AUGAGUCAAGGAACCGACCAAGAAUCAGGCCAAGAUUCCUCGUUAUCACCAGGACAAAUUUCGAGGAACCCGAUGAUGUUAUUCACGUCGCUUUCUUCACCCAACGGCUAUUUAUUUACAAAGACAGGAUCCAACGGUCCUCAACGCCCCGGCGGUUGCCGCCCUACAAACCAUUCCACGGUAUUCGACUACCGCAACGGUUCUUCUCACUAA